This is a messenger RNA of Striga hermonthica, 1464 nucleotides long. Lineage: Eukaryota; Viridiplantae; Streptophyta; Magnoliopsida; Lamiales; Orobanchaceae. The record is from the annotation of a GenBank genome assembly.
AUGUCGAAGCUCCUAAGCAGAUUCUCAUAUUCACUCUUCAAGCAGAGCCCUUAUCGGGCCUUCGGGGUUUCCUCGUACUCCACCCGAACCCAGCCCGACUCGCCGGACACUCUGUAUCAUCGUCUCCAGAUAUGCCGGGAACAAAGGGGCCCGCUUACUCCGAUUCUCGACAAAUGGGUCGUCGAGGGCCGCCCCGUGGAUUACGGCGAGCUCAAGAGAUUCAUCAAAACUUGCAGAAAAACCCGCCGCUUCAAGCCCGCCCUCGAGCUCUCCGAAUGGUUGAUUGAGAUGAAAUACUCAGAUUCCAGGCCGGGCCUCGCCGGGCUCCACCUAGACCUCAUCUCCAAGGUCCACGGUCCGGCGCGAGCCCAACAAUAUUUCGACACACUCGACCCGACCCAACUCGUUCCCUCAGUCCACGGCGCCCUCCUUAACUCCUACGCCGAUGCCAAUGACAUCAGCAAAGCCGAGGCCAUCUUUAACCAAAUCCGAACCCUCCACGCUCCUUCAAACCUCGAUUACAACACGAUGCUGAGCCUCUACUCCCGAACUGGAAACCACAGAAGGCUCGACUCAUUAGCUCAUGAAAUGGAGGAGAAAGGCAUCGAGCUUGACGAGUUCACUUACAACAUUCGUCUAAACUCUCACGCCACAAAUUCCGAUUUGCGAAAGAUGGAAAGGCUGCUGAUGAAAAUGGAGCUCGACCCACACGUGACUGUGAACUGCCACGCGUACAUAACGGCCGCGAAAGGGUACAUCAAGGCCCGCCUCAUGGAGAAGGCCAUGAAAGCGCUCGGCAAAGCCGAGCACUCGGUUAGAAGUAAGGAGAGGCAAACGGCUUACAGUGUGUUGAUAACUGUUUAUGCAGCGAUUGGGGAGAGAGAGCACGUUUAUCGAGUGUGGACCCGGUUGAAGAGGGACGGGCGGAGAACGUAUUACAGAGGGUAUGGGUGCAUGAUAGCCUCGCUCGAGAAGCUCGGCGAUUUUGAGGGCUUGGGGAAAAUUUUCGAGCAGUGGGCCGUGGAGGAGAAGAAGGAUGAUGAUGGAGAAAGGUCGUACCUUGAUAUGCGGGUCCCGAAUGCAGUUAUAUGGGCAUACUGCAGGAAAGGUAUGGUGAAGGAAGCUGAGGCUGUGUUGGGCCGGGCCGUGGGUGAAGGUGGGUGCCCGAGUGCGAGCACGUGGAGCCACAUGGCGCUCGGGUAUUUGAGGAGUGGGGAGAUGGAGAGGGCGGUUGAGAUGACUAAACAGGCGGCCCGAUCGAGUUUUGCAGAGUGGAGGCCCGAUUUCAAGACGGUUGGGGCUUGCGUGGAGUAUUUGAAGGAGAAGGGGGAUUCGAAUGGGGUUCGGGAGAUUUUGAUGCUUUUUGAGAGGUGUGGAAAGUUUUCGGAAGGUUUGAAGGAGAGGGCUGAUCAGGGAGAUGAGGAGAUGGAGGCUGAUGAGGCACUUGAAGCUGGAGCAAGCUGA